Molecule: messenger RNA, 880 nt
Organism: Papilio xuthus (Asian swallowtail)
Lineage: Eukaryota; Metazoa; Arthropoda; Insecta; Lepidoptera; Papilionidae
Product: mitochondrial cardiolipin hydrolase
Exons: 1
Coding region: 86-721 (211 amino acids)
Biological process (GO): piRNA processing
Cellular component (GO): mitochondrion
Molecular function (GO): RNA endonuclease activity producing 5'-phosphomonoesters, hydrolytic mechanism
Source: RefSeq, a predicted model, not a curated record
UAGCCCGCAUAAACUUCACAUUUUGAAAAUUCUGACCAGUGGAAUUUAUAAGUUUUGUUCAUUUCCGAUAUUUUUACACUAUACCAUGGCUUACAAAGUCAUCCUUAGAACUCUUUUGGGUAUAGCCUCAGUGACAUUCGCUUCAAAACUUAUUUACAACUUUUAUCAAAGAAGAAAAAAGCAAGUGAAAUUACAUAAAAAAGAAAUAAACGAAGUUAUAACAUUCUCUUAUGGAGCGCAUGAUCUUAAAAAGAGCAAAUACUCACGUUGCGUUGUUACUCCGAGUAUGGAGCGUUUGUUGUAUUAUUUAAAUGGACCUCGACAUAAUAUUGACAUUUGCAUGUAUAUUAUAACAAAUACAGAUGUGAGUAAUAUAUUGAUGAAGUUGCAUUAUCGAGGUAUUAAAAUUCGCUUGAUAAUAGAUGCCGACAUGGCAUAUUGUACAGGGUCUUGUGCGAGAAAAUUGGAAAAGCAUGGUGUUCCAGUGCGGUGGUUGAAGUCUACUAAUUUAAUGCAUCAUAAGUUCUGUCUUAUUGAUACACUGGCUGAUGAUGAAUUUGUCACACCUUAUGUAAUGGCAGGAUCUUUAAAUUGGACUAAUCAAGCUUUGUCUGGCAACUGGGAAGAUGUUACAGUGACUUCACAGAAAGAUUUAGUACAACAAUACCAAGUUGCUUUUGAAAAAUUGUGGAUUUUAUUCAAACCAAUUGAUUUUACAUAACUAGUUCUUGACUAAUUGUAUGUUUUGUAAUUAAUAACAAGAUCUGUAAAACUUUGUUGAUUUGUUAAUCUUGAAUAUAACUUUAUGGAGCAAUUUUAGAAAUAUUUAUGGGACAUGUUUUGUUAAUAAAUAUAACAAAGAAAAAUGUUUGCAGUCUUG